GAGAGACUACUUCCGGGGCGGUGCCGAGAAGCCGUAACGGAGGUGACGUAGGCCGUGCGCCGGCGGCGGGAUGGAGCACCAGCAGCAGCAGCAGCAACUGAGAAACCUGCGUGACUUCUUGUUGGUCUACAAUCGGAUGACAGAACUCUGCUUCCAGCGCUGUGUGCCCAGCCUACACCACCGAGCUCUGGACGCUGAGGAGGAGGCCUGUCUGCACAGCUGUGCUGGGAAGCUGAUACAUUCUAACCACCGCCUCAUGGCCGCUUACGUGCAACUCAUGCCUGCCCUGGUACAGCGCCGCAUCGCAGACUACGAGGCAGCCUCGGCUGUGCCAGGUGUUGCUGCUGAACAGCCCGGAGUCUCAUCAUCAGGCAGCUAGCUGUCCCCAACCCUAGGAGGGAAGGCGCUGAAUGGGCCCUCAGAUUGAAGGACCCAAUGGACCUUGAGCUUGGUGAAUCCUAUACAGAAAGAAUGAAGGGUUGCCUGAAAGCUGGGUAUCAUUGCUCCUUUUUCUGGAGCCAAUAAACCCGCUUUUAACUUGUUUAGUUUAUAUUGUGGGCAGGGAGCUUUUGUGUACUUUAUUGGUACCAUCGCUUGUUUUGUCAUUUAAAUGGUAUCUGCUGGCUUCAUCCCUGGUGACUGAGAAGUUGCCUUCUAUGCGUUAGAAGGAAAACCUCAGCAUUUCCAGGCAUCUGAUUAAAGCAAGGUUUGUGUUUACAAUGUUAAGGAACAGGAAAUGUCAUGCUUUAUUUUAGUUACUGUUUAUAACAAAACUACAAGUAAGAGGUAUUAGUUCCACUUAAAAGAUAUGGAAGCAAGAGUCUGGAAUGUACCAGAUGCCCAUUUUAUGCACAGCUACCUGAUGAGAAAAGUGGCUCCAAUCUUUGGCUGCUAUCUCUUGAAUAAAUCUUAAACAGAAAAAUAUGUUAGGAAGGUAAAAGUAGCUGACCAGGACCUUCCCUACUGAGUGGCUUUAUGUCUACCCUGUAAAUUUUUCUCUUUGGAAAGUAUAAAUGCAAAUAAAACAUCUCAUGUACUUGUACUUCUCAACUCCCAGAAGACAGAAGAAUGGGGCCUGUGAUACUGUGCUACUGAUGGGAGAAUUCUUCCACAUCAACAUUUGUGUGUAUCUUUGUGAUAAACCAUUGUGAAAUA
Molecule: messenger RNA, 1155 nt
Organism: Carlito syrichta (Philippine tarsier)
Lineage: Eukaryota; Metazoa; Chordata; Mammalia; Primates; Tarsiidae
Gene: TIMM10B
Product: translocase of inner mitochondrial membrane 10B
Exons: 4
Coding region: 71-379 (102 amino acids)
Cellular component (GO): mitochondrial intermembrane space chaperone complex
Source: RefSeq, a predicted model, not a curated record